Molecule: messenger RNA, 1627 nt
Organism: Pollicipes pollicipes
Lineage: Eukaryota; Metazoa; Arthropoda; Thecostraca; Pollicipedomorpha; Pollicipedidae
Product: paired mesoderm homeobox protein 2
Exons: 5
Coding region: 32-877 (281 amino acids)
Biological process (GO): regulation of transcription by RNA polymerase II
Cellular component (GO): nucleus
Molecular function (GO): RNA polymerase II cis-regulatory region sequence-specific DNA binding; DNA-binding transcription factor activity, RNA polymerase II-specific
Source: RefSeq, a predicted model, not a curated record
GCAGUGCCGACGGAUCGCGGUAGGUCCGACCAUGAACUACAACGCCAUGGGCGCGCUGAACCUGUCGGCCGGUUGCGGCUUGCAGUUCGACCCGGGCUCGUACCUGGAGCGGCUGCAGGCGCUGCCCGUCAGCUCGUCAGAGAACACCAAGCGCUUCUCAGUCAGCCAUCUGCUGGAGCUGGACAACAUGGAGCAGGGACACGCCGCCGACGAGAAGGCUGCCGACAGCGAAGAGGACGAGCUCGCCAAGGACUGUGACCAGACGGCCAAGGGCGGUGCCGUCGGCGGCGAGGCGGCGCGCAAGCGGAAGCCGCGGCGGAACCGCACCACCUUCACCUCGGCCCAGCUGGCCGCGCUCGAGCGCGUGUUCGAGCGCACCCACUACCCGGACGCGUUCGUGCGCGAGGACCUGGCGCGCCGUGUCAACCUGAGCGAGGCGCGCGUGCAGGUCUGGUUCCAGAACCGCCGCGCCAAGUUUCGUCGCAACGAGCGGAGCCUGCUGGCGCAGCGCAGUCCGGCGCUGAGUAUGACCAGCGCCGUCGAGCACGCGGCCGUGGUAGAGCAGCCGCUUGCGCCCCGACCCACCGGGUCGCUGUGUGCCUCGACUUCGACUGUGACGUCACCCGGCGGCGACUACCCCGUCUACUCAACGUGGAAGCCGUCUGGCACCGCCCACUACGCCAUGAUUGGCCAGUCUUUCAUCGGCUCGACCACUAGCAGCGCGGCGUGCGCGAUGGUUCCCGCCGCCGCGUCGCUGGCAUACACGGCCGGCCAGGCGGCGGCGGCCGCUGCCGCGGCGGGCUUUGGAACACUGGCGGCGCCCCGCGGCGGCCUCAACAACUUCCGGCUCCGUCCACCCGACUACUCGCUACACUAGCGCCGUCCGGCGAUGACUUGCAAACUUGCGGACAGCUGGGAAUGCUGACGACGAAGGGCGGGCGGAUGCGCCGCGGCGCGUGAUGAAUGCAAGCCCGGGCCUCCGAACGGGUCUAGCCUAUAGUGCUGAGAAAUGUGUGUGGUAUGAGGCUGAGCAAGCGCCAAAAACGACGCGUCGACCACACCAAGCGCGCUGGAUAAAAACAGGUUCAUGUGAGUCGUGCACGAGUGCAGUUCUCUCACUCUGUUGGGCAUCAAUGGCUGGCAGAAGCUGACGGCCGUGAGUAGAGGUGCUAUGCUGACAGAACAUCACGCAACGUGAAGUGCAUAUGUCAUGAUGAAAUGUUUUAAGAAGUUAUCAGCAUCCCGGCAUAAGUGACGCUGGGCUGCUACUUUCGCGACGCCGGAGGGUGUUCUCAGAGCUUCUCCAAUUCGGCACAGGACGUAUCCAAACACUCAAGGUUUUAUAUAUGGCUGAACUACUCCAUGCGUAUCAAAGUGUGACACAUGAUUUUCAGUAGUUUGAAUAAAGCUGUACCUCUUCGUCACGGCUUGGUGACGACCGAGCAGAUAUUAAUGUGUAGAGCAAUACCAGCUGGUGAAACUGUCUGCAGCACGGCGUAUUCGGAGUGAGCGACUAUGUUGCCUUUGAGGUAGGUAGCACUUUUCCCGUUAUCGUGAUAGACGGCCAUCGUACUGAUCAUGUCAGAACUACUCGAAUGGUAAAAUAAAGCAUCACCGUCGAUGGAAA